This is a messenger RNA of Haliotis rufescens (red abalone), 2965 nucleotides long. Its product is annotated as polyunsaturated fatty acid 5-lipoxygenase-like. Bases 215 to 2215 code for a protein of 666 amino acids. Gene Ontology annotation, molecular function: protein binding; metal ion binding; oxidoreductase activity, acting on single donors with incorporation of molecular oxygen, incorporation of two atoms of oxygen. Gene Ontology annotation, biological process: lipid oxidation. Lineage: Eukaryota; Metazoa; Mollusca; Gastropoda; Lepetellida; Haliotidae. The record is from RefSeq and is a predicted model, not a curated record. The transcript has 15 exons.
ACACAACAUCUAGACCUUAUUCAAGAGCAGCCAACGGUUCAGAUGCCGAUGAUCAUGCAGUGGUCUGUAUAGGGAAUAUACAUGGCGACAUUAAAGACAUUUCUUAUUUACUGAGUGAAGACUAACAGCCUUUACCAAAGCCACGUACUUUUGUCUCUCACAACACAGUGAGUCAUUAGAACUGUGUGACUGCCACCAUACUCGCUGUUUCAGCAUGUCAUCCAGCGUCAAUCAUGAGUUUGUUGUUCAUGUACGAACUGGGGACGUCCAAGGUGCAGGUACAGAUGCAAAUGUGUCUGUUAUACUUCACGAUGAGCAAGGAUCAUUCACGGAUCAACUCCAACUCAACCAUGUCUUCAAGAAUGACUUUGAAAGAGGGAAUCUGGAUAUGUUUCAGUUGCCAAAGGAUAAGACUGCAUUUAUAGAUAAGCUAGGCAAGCUUGAAAUAUUCCGUGACGACUCGGGCUUUGGAAGUUCCUGGUACGUUGAAAGAAUCACAGUGGAGAACAAGUCUAACGGAGACGUGUGCAUCUUCCCCGUGUUCAGGUGGCUGCGACCUCACUACCACUACGUGUUCCGGGAAAAUGACACCUUCCUUCCACAGGAUGAUGCCCAACAGGAGCAGAGGAGGCUGGACUUGGAGGACAAACGCAAAAUUUACGUAGUGGACACAAGUGAUGUCACUCUCCCGGCCUCGAUCAAGGAACUGCCUCUUGAAGAGCAGAUUCCAAGUCAACACCGUUGGGACUUACAGAAGUUAAAACUGAAUCUGAUAGCACAGAGCAGCAUCACGAUGUUAACAACUGGAAGAUGGAAAAGUCUGGAUGACAUCAGAAACGUGUACGUCAGAAAAAUCUUCAACGAGCCCUGGGCUAGUCACUUGUGGAGGGAGGACUCGUUCUUCGGUCACCAGAGGCUCAACGGACCCUGUCCCUGUAUCAUUCGACUUUGUUCUCAUAUUCCUCAAAAACUCGCAGUCACACCGGACGAUCUUGAACCAAUCUUGGAAGGGAAAUCUGUGGCAGAAGCCUUGUCUAAUAAGAGUUUGUUUGAAUGUGACCUGAACAUUCUCCACAACUUAGUCUGCAAAGGCGAAGACUACGUGGUAUGUGCCCCUAUUGCUCUACUGUAUCGAAACAAUAAAGAUCAGCUUGUUCCGGUCGCCAUCCAGUUGUUCCAGGAACCCGGAUCAGACAACCCCGUGUUUCUCCCAUCCGACGACCCGAACACGUGGCUUCUGGUGAAGAUGUGGUACAACCAGGCAGAGGCCACCUACCACCAGUCGCUCACCCAUCUUGGAUAUACCCAUCUGUUGAUGGAAGGAGUCAUUGUGGCACUUCACAGACAAGUGUCCAUCUCCCACCCAAUCUUCAAGCUCCUGGCACCGCAUCUCCUAUUCCUGCUUCCGAUCAAUAAACUUGCAGUGGACAAACUUCUGGCUGUUGAUGGAUGGAUCGACAAGACGAUGUCAUCAGGGAGGAAUGGUGUGCUCAACUUAAAUAGGAGGAAAGGAUGGCGGAUGGACGUUCAAGGAAUAUUGCCAGAAGACCUGAGGACACGAGGAGUGUCCGAUGAGAAUGUUCUUCCUGGGUACUACUACCGUGACGACUCUUUACUAAUGUACAACGCAUUAAAAACGUACGUCACAAGUUACGUUGACCUAUAUUACGAUACACCCCAGCGUCUCCUUGACGACAUAGAAAUGCAGGAUUGGGCCGGUGAGAUGGUGCAGAGUCGGGAGAACGGCGGAAUAGGUCUAGAGGGGGUUCCUGGCGAUGGCGAAUUCCGUGAGUUGGAGCAGCUGAUCCUGACGCUGACGUCGUUCAUCUUCACGUGCAGCGUCCAGCACGCCGCCGUCAACUUCCCCCAGUACGACUACUACGGCUUCCCGCCAGUCUACCCCCUCAGCCUUGUUGGUAGACCACCAGCAGACAAGACUCCCAGAACAGAAGCUGAUAUCCUCAAUGCCCUGCCGGACAAGAAACAGACCAUGGACGCAAUGAUCGUCACCAAAAUACUCAGCCAGAAGGGAGUCAAAAGUCUGGGAGACUUUGAGGUUAACUACAUAUGUGAUCCAAACGCAGAGAAAAUAGUUGAAAACUUCCGGGAGGGCCUGAAGAAGAUUGGAGUGAUCAUCAGUGAACGAAACAGAUCGCUGGAUACUCCGUAUGACUAUCUACAUCCUGAUUCCAUACCCAACUCCAUCAGUGCGUAGGACAGGGAUGAGGAUAGGAUGGACGACUCCUGUGUAUUCUGCACCUAGACGGACCAACACUUGCAGAUCUUCUUGUCAGCUAUUUCAAAGCAUUUUGAUAUUUUCAUAACGUAUGAGGAUAGAGAAAAUAUAUACGAAUACUUUGUCAUUUAUAGAUGUAGCUGUGUCUGUGUGAAAUAGUUCUAGAAGAUUUCAUAAAAAAACAAUUACCUUUUUUUGAUGGUACCUCUAAUAUCUUUACAUUUAUUUGGUCUUAUCUUUUAUUGCUUGUUUUGUUUACCUUUUCGUAAACCUUAUAGCUUGUUUUAAUAAUAAAUUAAAAAUGUACUGGCGAUAUCUGAGAUGGCUACGUGGGCCAGUGUCUUUGAGCUUCUACAUAAUACCUCACGCGGUCUGUUCGUGGCUUCCUACCGUGUAUAGUUGGUGGACCAGCCUAUUGGUGAGCGUGUUGGCUAUAGCCACGCCAACCACAGGGCUCAUGUCCGAACACUUGCAAAGUCUGAAGCCCAUUCCUGAUGUCCUACGACGUGAUGAUAUUGGAGUAUUUGCUUUUGAGAUGCUUUAUUUUGGUCAGUUUUCAUUCUAGGAAAGUUGAAUGAAGUCAGGAUUAACGUAUAGAUUCCAACCUUUCAUUAUUCUGAUCAUGCGACGUAAGGCUACCACAUCUUCCUUGUUACUACAGCUUCUAAAUGCCACUUAAAUAUAAGGAAAUUUGAAUCUUCUUUGACCAAAUAUACUUUAUCGACAAUA